UUCUGGGGGCUGGAAAAAAAAUGAGUGAUUACCUCUUGAGCCAAUCAGACCAGGGCUAAAGCAGCCGCGCGGGCCAGAAAACCCAAUCAGAAUCGAAGAAAGCAAGGAGGGCGUCGGAAAGUGGCGGGGCUAUCCGCUAUCAGGUUAGGUUGAGGGUCUUUUCCCCUCCCUCCUUCUUUGGCUCGGACUCCACUGAGAGCUCAGAUGGGCUUGGUCAGUAGCUGGAUUUGGUACUGGUUGGAGGCUGUGACUUGAGUCAGAAUGUAACGCGAGGAAUAGUUUGUAAACCGAGUCCAAAUGUUGACUUCAUAUCAUUUGGAGCGAUAAUAUAUAUAUUUUUAAAAAAAAACACUUUUUAAAAAAUGACUGAUAUUAAUAAAACAAUACAAAAAUGGCACGCAAGUUUCAAAAAGGGUACAGACUUCGAUUCCUGGGGACAGUUAGUGGAAGCUAUCGACGAGUACCAAAUACUAGCCAGGCAUUUGCAGAAGGAAGUGCAGUCAACAGCCAACUCUUCUGAACUCUCAGAAGACCAAAAGAAAACACUCGGCAAAAUAGCGACAUGCCUUGAAUUACGAAGUACAGCUUUGCAGACAGCACAAACUCAGGAAGAAUUCAAAUUGGAAGAUCUAAAGACGUUAGAGCCAAUUAUAAAGAACAUUCUUUCUUAUAACAAAGAUUUCCCUUUUGAUGUUCAACCUGUCCCUAUAAGGAAAAUCUUGGCACCCGGAGAAGAGGAGAACUUGGAGUUUGAGGAAGAGGAGGAGGGCGGAGCAGGAGUGGGGUCACCUGAUCUUUUCACCACCAGAGUUCCAGGAGCCGUUGAAGGUACCCUACUACCACGGCUGCCCUCAGAACCAGGCAUGGCACUGCUCACUAUUAAAAUAGAAAAAAUUGGUCUCAAGGAUGCAGGACAGUGUAUCGAUCCCUACGUAACAGUCAGUGUAAAAGAUGUCAAUGGGGUAGAUCUGACCCCUGUACAAGAUACCCCAGUUGCUACUAGGAAAGAAGAUAUGUACGUACACUUCGCUGUUGAUGUGGAAAUCCAAAAACACAUAGAGAAACUGCCAAAAGGUGCUGCUAUUUUCUUUGAAUUCAAACAUUACAAACCUAAAAAGCGAUUCACAAGCACAAAAUGUUUUGCUUUUAUGGAAAUGGAUGAAAUCAAAGCUGGACAGAUGGUUAUAGAACUAUACAAAAAGCCAACAGACUUCAAGAGAAAAAAGUUGCAUUUGCUAACCAAGAAACCACUGUAUCUCCACCUCCAUCAGACAUUGCACAAGGAGUGAUCUGCUAUAUGUGCUGUGGUACAUGGGCAAACAUUGUGGUAAAUCUGUGUGUGUACAACAGAACUAGCACUGUGUAGCACGUUUAUGAUCCAAUACUUGCAAUAAGAAUACAGUAUCAUUGUUAAAUGUCCCAUGAAGACAUCGAGUCCCAAGCUGCUGCAAUUCAGGAAAAUAUUUCAUACUGGUUAACAUUGCCAUUUUAUAUCAUUUUAAUAAUUAAUCCUGGAAUGUUGGCAGAAUUACUGUUCGGUGUGCUGAAGAAUGAAAAAUACCUACACUACCUGUGGUAGCUAAUACAGCACUUGUUAACUUAUUUAAACUGAAGGAAUUGCUGAAAUCAUCUUGGAGGCAGUAGCUUUCUGUAGUUAACUAUUACAGUAAAAUCAAGUGCACAAAGGAAGGAUUUCUGGUGUACAGGUGAGUGGGAAUAUUAUAUAGUGGUACUUCCAAACAGCCAGAAGGGUAUUUGUUGAAACAAAAGUCACUCAGAUGCUUUGCUAAAAAUGUAUUUGAAGUGCCAGAGUGCAGUGUGUUGGCCAAAGCUCUUUCUAAAAAAUGUAUUCUAUGUCUAAUCAUUGCACUACAACAGCAUGUAGCAUCCUGUUCAAUAAUAAUUUGUGGAGUUUAUAA
Messenger RNA from Carcharodon carcharias (great white shark), 1919 nucleotides. RefSeq names its product axin interactor, dorsalization associated (gene aida). Gene Ontology annotation, molecular function: phosphatidylinositol binding. The record is from RefSeq and is a predicted model, not a curated record. NCBI's taxonomy places the organism in Eukaryota, Metazoa, Chordata, Chondrichthyes, Lamniformes, Lamnidae. Gene Ontology annotation, biological process: determination of ventral identity. The coding region runs from base 363 to 1289 and encodes 308 amino acids. Gene Ontology annotation, cellular component: membrane. The transcript is spliced from 11 exons.